Drosophila montana is the source of this 2919-nucleotide messenger RNA. Its product is annotated as meckelin. Gene Ontology annotation, cellular component: ciliary transition zone; MKS complex. The record is from RefSeq and is a predicted model, not a curated record. The transcript is spliced from 7 exons. NCBI's taxonomy places the organism in Eukaryota, Metazoa, Arthropoda, Insecta, Diptera, Drosophilidae. Gene Ontology annotation, biological process: cilium assembly.
AUGUGCUUCCUACUGGUAAAUUGGUUCUUCCCAUUGUUGUGGACAACGGUUUUCAUCAAAUUCGGAAACUGUACUCUUCUGGACACAAAACAGUCGCCCACGCCAAAUACAUUUCGCUUUCAACAUAUCCAAGAGUGCCUUAGGAACGAGUUCUAUAACUUGAACUAUUUCGAAUGUUCACCCUGCAAUGAGGCUGGAAAUGGAGACACGAACGAGCUGCAGCCCGCUGCGGAUAAGUUCGCCUGUGAGUGUCCAGUUGGUCACAUAUCGUUAUUCGAGAAAUCCAAACGUUGGCCAACCUGUGAUGAGAUCUGCAGCAAUUCCACAAAGACAUCUGAGAGCUGUACUCCAGCUUGGUCCACCCAGUUGCUGCCCCUGCAAUGCAGCUUCCAAUAUCUCAAUAGCACGGCAGCCUAUCCAGCAAGCGGUUCCAUAGUGUUAACCAGAACGAAUCCUGCGAGCAACAGCAGCGACUGUCAUAGCUGCAAUGCAGCGUACAAUUAUCGCUACCAGGACUAUUGCAUAGCCAAUGCGCUGUUGCAUCCUUAUCUGCACUAUAAUGCCUUCUGGCAGGCGACCAUCAAAUUUAAGCCCAGCUCUAGCAGGCUGCACUUUGGGGAUCUCAAGUUUGUGGCAUUCUUUUGCUUGGCUCUAAAGAACGACAGUGCCUGCCAGCAGUUGGCUAAUCUCUGUGUGCUCUCGCACUACUCCAUGGACAAACACUCGCCGUGCAGCCCGUUUUUGCUCACCCAGAUGUCGGAUGUGGUCAUGAAAUAUGCACACGCCGGCGAGCAGCUGCGCGCCCUGGAGCCCUUCCUGUUUUAUAAGAAGGGCAGGACAACGCGAGAGUUUCUCACAACUACACUCCAGCUGGCGAGUCCGAUGGAAUUGCAGAUCCUUAGCACUACCUACGAUCUGGCGGGACGUCUAAAGCGCUGGGGUGGCUUUAAGCUGGAGCAAUUGAAUCUCUGCCAAGGCCAAAGGGCGCCAACAUUGCAGUUUGCUCAGCAUCAGCCAGAGAUUAGUUGUCAGCUAAGCCUGGAGCAGCUCAUAGAUGUGGCCAGCCGGGAGGGCAAUGACAACUAUCACAAUCUUUAUCUCAACUUUAGCAGCAACUGGGUACACUUGCUGCACCAGCUGCCUGUGCUUAUCGAAACGUUAACACCGGAGAACCAGCGUCCGCAAGAGGAGGAAUGGCAGCUAGUCAAGCGCUUUCAGCUGAUCUCGGGACAGCCCCGUGACAAUCGGCUGCAUCCGACCCUGCCGCGCUACGAGGACGCCCACAAGCUGCAGCUGUACCGAUCUCUGCGCUAUGUGGACCAAGUGGAACUGCAGUACAGCAUUCAGGACGGGCAUCGCAUUGGUCUGCCACUGCUGCGGCUACGCUAUCGUCACUUUGAGCUUGCGGCGAAUGCGUCCCUGACUCAACUCUACCCUUUCUGGCUGCGCGUGCAUUUUGAGCAUGUGCGUCAGGGCGUGGCAGCUAAGCUGCUGAUGGAAUUGGCUUUGCCGCUGUUACUGCUGUUCGCCUUGGUGGCGGCACUGCUGCGUCUGCAGAAUCUGCGUAGACGACGGCGGACGGAGCUGUGCCAGACCAUAAAUCUGCUCGAGCUGAUGCUACAGUUGGCCGCCAAUGUGGCACUGGCGCUGCUGGCCACAGCGCUGCUCCUAUUGACGCUACAGGCUAGCGUUCCUGACCAGCUGGCGCUGCUCAUCUAUCCCGCCUGCGUGCUGCAGCUAAUCUUCCUGGCAGUGCAUCUGCGACGCGCCAGUCAGCUGGAGCUAUUUCUCAUCGAUUGGGAGCGACCACGCAGCAGCUGUGAGGGCCAGCGUCUGAAUCUGGAUAGCACUUCGCUCUGCUCCAGCGUGCGCACCUACGUCGCCGAGAGCAGCGUCUCCGCCUGGCGCGUGCUCUUCACGGCCAACGCCUGGAUACGACUCAGCGCCACCCAGAGAUAUUCCAGCCUGGUCCAGGCUUUCGUUGUCAUCGUUGCUCAUCAGUUGCUGCAGCGUUUUACCCAGACCCAGAGCGACUUCGGACUCAGCUGCUGCCUGAUCGCUGCAGUUUAUUUGUCCACUUAUCUGCUGCAGCUGGUCUUGCGUAGAUUGCUCUACUCCAAUCCUCUGCAGAAAUUCGUUGAUCUGUGCAGUCUGGCCAAUAUCUCGCUAUUUUCGCUGCUGGAGCCAGGCUAUGGAUACUAUAUACAUGGACGUUCCCCACAUGGCUUUGCCGAUACGGACAUGUCUUCCAUGAUCCUGCAGCUGCAGCGUGAGACACAGAACAUGUGCGGACGUCGUGGACUACUGAUUGAUUCCGACAAACAGGCUUACAUUAUAUUACCACCGCGUAAUCUACGCACCUAUUUGGAUCGCCUGCUGCUGCCCUUUCAGCGCAGUCGAAACGGCAGCAUGUCGCAGACGCUGCUCUAUCAGAAGGAUCUGCAAAUCUCCAGCAUCGAUGGCCAGGUAGAGCGCACCUCUAUUGCUUACGCCAGCAUUAAUCGAUUUUUCUGCGCUUUCAUAGAUCAUGCCAUCAAGGACAUGGAUUAUAUUAUUAAGGAGAGAACUUUGGUGGAAAAGCUAUUUAACUGUGAAAUCGAGAAUUAUCUCACGGAAAAUAAAGGUACCUUCUAUAUAGAUGAUAGCCUAAGCUUUAGCCGCGUGCUGCUGUUGGGUAAUCAUGUGCACAUCUUUGUCCUGGAGCUGCUUGUCUUGCUCUCGAUCUAUUUGCUGACUUCCAGUCUGCUGUUUGCAGCUGCCAUCGCGUGCGCCUUGAAUAUGCUUGUGCGCCACACCUUUAAGCACUGGGUGCGUCGCAAUGUCUCCCGAAAGACGCUGAUUGAUGAGCGAUUUCUGCUGUAGCCAAGCUCGCAUCUCGACGAGCAAUAUAUGCGUGACGAUGGCUUCUUUGGAAUAUGA